AUCCAAAGCCCCAUCGCCCCCGUGUCAGAGUCAGCCCCGCAGCUGCUGCUCCAUGCGGCCCCGGAGCCUCCCGCUGACCCGUGGGGGACGUGCCCAGCCAGCCCCCCAUGAGCUGGGAAAGGAUCCCUCUGCUCUCUUACAGGGGAUGCGCAAAGACACCCAUCCCCGCGGACUGGGUCUUUCAGGUGACAUUGCAGCCCGGUCUCUGUCCAGCUCAGUGUGGACAUUAAAGAGCUCUGCGGCUUUUAGUGAGAGGCGGCUGCCUCGCUCCCCAGGUGAUCAGAGCCGGAGAAACACCGUGUAAAGAGCAGAUCAGACCUGCGUGUAAUCCGCGGGGUGCCCCAAGGCCAUACACUUCUCCUAUCUGGCAGGGACCGUCAUGCAGAAGAUGGAGUCAGAGCAACUGGAGAGGCUGCGUCAGGCAAACCAAGACCUUCUGGAAAGGCUCAAGGUGAAGCAGGAAGAGAUCAAGAAAAGACUUCCUCGCAAGCCACUCUCAGCAUCCUCUCUUUCCAGAACAACUCCUCCUGCAGAGAGAGCUGUCCCUGUUCCUAAGAGAGGGAAGGAGAACCAAGUCCGUGCGACGAAGGGCGCGACGGACCCUGUGAUGCUAGUGUCUGUGGAACCCAGAGCCAGCGCAGCCAGGGCAGCCCUUCGUUCGCCAUUGAAACCCGUAGUGUGCGGCAGGGAGGGGAGGGGUGUGCUGCACUGCAGGGCAGGGGCGCAUCCGGAUUCCCUCAGGGCAGAACGAAGCUUCACACCAGCAGCUUCCAUCACCAGAGAAACCUCUAGAGUGGCCAGAGACGGCAGCGCCCUGAGAAGCCCUGAGGAAGAAUCCAGCCCUGUGGAAGACAGAGAAAGUAGAAAGCAAUCCACCAUGCUCCACGGUGCCCAGGAGAGGGGCAGGCCAUGGGCUGAGGCAGAGACGCCGCUGGGCAGGACCCCAGCGGAAGGGAGUGGCCGGCAGCAAACGGCCAUUAGAGACUCCAGGACUCCCAAAUCAAUCCUGCUGACGCCUGGGGGUAAAGAAGUCAAGAAGGAAGCCGGACGAGUGACUUUUCUGUCGGACCCUGAGGAAUACACCAUUCCCGCCGAUAGCUGGUCAGCGCGUCCUUUCUUGGGCUACGACUGGAUUGCAGGGCUGCUGGAGACGGACUCGUCGUUGUCAGAGAAAUCUGAGCAGUAUUUCACUGAGCUCAGGGAGUUCCGGCAGGUGAACAAGGAAGCAUGUGUCCAUGAGGAAGACCUGGGGCCAGAGGCAGUGGAUUUCUUGGCUCCUGAGCAAGAAGCAGACUUGGAUUCCAGUUCCCAUCAGUGUAUUUAUUGCUAUCGAUUAAACAGGCGCCUGUUUACCAUCCCUGUGGAUUCCCAGUCUGCCUGUCCCGUGUGUAAGACCCCGAGAGCCCGACGCCCUCUGGAGACGCUGGAGGAACCAGCCUACAUCAGGGUCAGCAUUCCCAGGUCCACCCUCCUGCCUGCCUAUAAGUACAAAAUCCAUCGCCGGAAGAGCUUUGAACCAGCAGACGAUCUGGCUUUACCCUCGCCAGCGAAAGGGACACAUGGGGGAAGUGAGCACUGCCUGGCCAGUUGGGAGAACGUCGUCCACUCCAGCAGCCCCACGCUUAGCAGUUUGGAUCUGCGAACUUCACUGCAACAAAAACCCACUGACCGUUCUCACCUGACCUUGGCAUCCCGAACGUCCGGAGGAACCAGAACUGACCAGCUCCUAACCCUGUCCCGCUUAGCUCAGUUCAGACUUAGCAUUGCUUCUCAGCAGAGAGCUCCAGACAAGCCACUACGCUACAGAGCAGCUCCUAAUUAAAGUCCUACUGUCUCAACUAUAUCAGCUGCUAACCUGAUUACCCAGGGGCCGUGGGGGAUACUGGGAGUAAGUAAAAAUGAUGGGAUUUGCCUAAAAAUUAACCUUUAGAGGAGGGAUUUUUCCGAGUCCUGCAAGUGCAAACACCCUUGCAAAAAUCCACGUGCAUGUGCGUAUUGGAAUUGCACAAGUUGCGAUUAGACAAUAGCUGAAAUUGCUUGCAGUUGACCAGUUUUGGCCUCUAACUGGCCCAUUGUACAUACAGUCACCACAGUUGUGUGCAUGCUUUGUACUUUCCCACCCAGGGGUGUAAACUGAGUGUACGUGGUAAGUUGCUGUAAGACAUAUCUGGUAGGUUUAAGAAAACAGAAUGACUAGUCCUGCUCCUUGUAAUAGAACAGUCAUCGGGUAUAUUGCAAUAGACACAUACAGAGCGUUCAUCCACCCAGCUCGUAAAAACGAUACAAUUGACUCAUCAAACCAAGAAUUCUGACUCUCUGGACAAGGAGUUGAGACUGUAAGCUGCAUGGCACAGCAUGAGGUGUGCAAAGAUGCUCAGUUUCAUGCUUCCAGGAGGUUUGGGACAUGAUUAAUUCUUACAUUAAAGAAUGACGACACUGACUUAGUUCUAAUAAGAAAAACGUUCGUUUUUGUGCAUUAUCUUUGGACAGAGGAUUUGGUGGGUCAUGUUCAGCAUAGAUCUGUUGGGGGGGAAAGAAACCAUUGUCAAAGAAAGAGGAGUUUUAUGAAUCACAAAGCCACAAAAUGCCUUAGAACAUGGUGACAUCAUGUUUACCUCUGAUUGUAAAAGGCUGCUGGAAAGGCAUUUUGAAGACAUGCUCAUGGAGGUUUUUGACUGCAAUGAAGUAAUGUGUGAGAGUUUGUUCUGAGGUGUGUAAUGUGGUGUGGUUUUAUUUUCUCUUUAGGAAAUAAAUAAGAGUUUUAUAUCUUCUAAUAUAACACCUGGAAUGUAGAGUUCUAUCAUAGGACUUCUAUGGAUUGUAGUCAAGCCUUCAUAACUCAUAAGUAAGGCUACGAUUUACUUACAAGUAUUUUUGGUAUAGUCAGUGUAGUAUAUACCAGGGGUUCCCAAUGUGGUGUCCGUGGGCACCAUGGCAUCUAAGUACACCUGCAUACCAGCCGGAAGACGAA
Chelonoidis abingdonii (Abingdon island giant tortoise) is the source of this 2971-nucleotide messenger RNA. Lineage: Eukaryota; Metazoa; Chordata; Testudines; Testudinidae. The record is from RefSeq and is a predicted model, not a curated record.